Oppia nitens is the source of this 1527-nucleotide messenger RNA. Its product is annotated as traB domain-containing protein-like. Bases 136 to 1488 code for a protein of 450 amino acids. The transcript has 8 exons. The record is from RefSeq and is a predicted model, not a curated record. NCBI's taxonomy places the organism in Eukaryota, Metazoa, Arthropoda, Arachnida, Sarcoptiformes, Oppiidae.
CAUUGAAUGACGCGUUCAAUGAGUUAUUAAAUACAGUAUUAAAGCAAACAAAACAUAACUAACCGUUACUCAUCACUUUUAUCAACCAAUUGAUCGCAUCAUUUGAUAAUUGUUGACAAAACAAACAUUUAAGUGAUGUCUUCUCAUAAUACGGAAACCAAUGGACAGUUAGUGACGGGAAGUGACAAAAAUAUUGAUACUUUGGUCACCGCUGAGGACGACUUAAGCGGUGAUAAUAUUGUAGUCAAUGGUGUCCAUCACUUGUUAACCGAUGAUGACAAGCAAAGUAAAGACAAACACAAUGAGGAAGAAUCGGUGACAAACAGUGACAACUCUGAUACUGACAGUGACAACAAUAGAAAAUUAAAGAGAGAAGAGGUUUAUGAAGAAGUAAGCGAUGAAGAAGAUGUGAUCAGUACUUCCAAUGAUGAAGAUAUGGAGUCCAGUGUUAGUAUUAACGACACACAUAUUCAAACAAACAAUUUGUCCAACUUUUAUGAGUUAAAUGAUGGACAAGACUUGGAUCUGUCGACACAACCAUUUCCAGACACAGUCACAGUAUUGGAAGGACCUAACGGUGCAAAAGUAUAUUUGGUGGGAACGGCACACUUCAGCGAAAAGAGCCAACAAGACGUCAGCCAUACAAUUAGAAGAACUAAACCCAAUAUCAUUGUUCUCGAGCUCUGCGAAAGUCGUUUAAGUAUCUUAUCGUUUGAUGAAAAGUCAAUUCUUGAAGAAUCAAAAACAAUGGGAAUCGCAAAAAUUCGUCGAAAUAUACAAGAAUAUGGCUUAGUUCAGGGUGUUAUGUAUGUACUUUUACUUAGUCUAUCAGCCCAUUUGACUAAACAGUUAGGAAUGGCUCCGGGAGGAGAGUUUAGACGCGCGUUUAAUGAGGCCAGUCGAGUUCCCGGUUGUGUCGUUCAUUUGGGUGACCGACCCGUUCACAUAACAUUACGUCGUGCCAUAUCAUCGCUGACCGUUUGGCAGAAACUAAAGUUAGCGUUUGGUAUCAUUUUUAAUAAUGAAUCGAUCAGUAAGGAAGAGGUCGAAAAAUGUAAACAAAAAGAUCUUUUAGAGGAAAUGUUGGCUGAAAUGACGGGAGAGUUUCCCGCAUUGAGCAAUGUUUUUGUUAAUGAGAGGGACACCUAUUUAGCAUAUUCUUUAUGGUUAGCCGCUUCUCCAAUACCCGAUAUGUCUCUACCUUCAGGGUCUAGACCGGCCACUGUAGUUGGUGUUGUUGGUAUUGGACACGUACCAGGAAUUGUCAAACAAUGGGGAAAAGUUACCGAUAAAGAAAUCCCGCCACUUUUAAAACUUCCAGAGACAUCACUGACAACAAAAAUAGUGAAAAAAUCAAUUAAAUACACAUUUAUCGGUUUAGCCGUUUGGGGCUGUUAUCGACUUUUGGCUCCAACUUCAUUAAACAUUGCUUUAUCUGAUGUUUCAAAACAAACAAUUAUUUGGAUUCAAAAAUCAAUAAAAAAAUAAUGAUUUAAUAUAUAAUUUAUAAGUAAAUAGGUUUUAUUA